Messenger RNA from Arabidopsis thaliana (thale cress), 568 nucleotides. RefSeq lists its product as uncharacterized. The record is from RefSeq and is marked reviewed. NCBI's taxonomy places the organism in Eukaryota, Viridiplantae, Streptophyta, Magnoliopsida, Brassicales, Brassicaceae. The transcript has 3 exons. The coding region runs from base 1 to 516 and encodes 171 amino acids.
AUGGUACAAAACUGGGUUUUGGAAGAUAUGGCACUAAAAGUUGUUUGGGUGUGCCCCGAAGUUAGGGCGAGUUAUCUUAUUAUUGAGACUCUCGUUAUGUCUUCUUGGGUAGACCUGCCUGCCGAUACGGAGGGUAACGAGAUUGCUCUCAAUCCCUCCGUAUCGUCGUUGUACAACGAAAUAGAGAGUUCCGACUCUUUACGAGCACGGAAUCGCCUAUUGUCGGAGUCUUGGGAACGGGUCGAGGGGACGGAACGGGCCCUCCAGAACGAGGGGGAUCCAGGCCGGCGUCGGGAAUUAACCGCGCGCCUGGAUCAGGAAAUACGAGCCCUCCAACGACAAAUCCAUCUCGGUCGAAGAGCUGAUUCCAUUCGGGAUCGGCAAAUCGCCGAGUGGAGGGGAAGGUUUAAUACGGAAUUAGCAGGGAUAGAGGAGGAAAGCGCACGCCGUGCGUUCCUUAAUUGGUGUCUCCGUGUGCUCAUCCAUGCACACGAGGACCAACCUCCCCAGAACUAAAUCCGUUCGUUCGUUCUCUUCUUUCUUUUCAUAGAUUUAAGUCUGUUUGUGC